This is a messenger RNA of Oncorhynchus masou masou (cherry salmon), 3971 nucleotides long. Its product is annotated as kinase suppressor of Ras 1-like. Gene Ontology annotation, biological process: protein phosphorylation; Ras protein signal transduction. Gene Ontology annotation, cellular component: cytoplasm. The record is from RefSeq and is a predicted model, not a curated record. NCBI's taxonomy places the organism in Eukaryota, Metazoa, Chordata, Actinopteri, Salmoniformes, Salmonidae. Gene Ontology annotation, molecular function: ATP binding; protein kinase activity. The transcript is spliced from 22 exons.
CUGGGCGAGAGCUGUCAGGGAGGGAGAGAUCGGAGUCUCCGCGGAACGGGCAGAAUACACAACCGAGCACUGUUGGACUUUGGAUUGCUUCGCACCAGGAUAUUGAUAUCGAGCAUUUUUUUAUUGCUCUGUCCGAAUUGAGACAUUUGUUAAGUUCAAUAAUACUGCGUCGUUGGUGCAUGUGCAUUUGAACAUUUACAGUUUGCAUCUACCCCCUAAACCCGUGCCCAAUGCCGAGGAAUGGAUAGUGUGUCUGAGAAAGGUGGAAAGAUGGUCGAGAGUGAUGAGCAGUCGGAGAGGGAAAGUGUCGGUGGCGCAGCGAUGGCAGCUCUACACCAAUGCGAACUCAUCCAGAACAUGAUUGAAAUCUCCAUAUCCAGUUUACAGGGGCUCCGGACGAAAUGCGCCGCGUCCAACGACCUCACACAGCAAGAGAUACGUACUUUAGAGGUGAAGCUGAUGAAGUACAUUUGUAAGCAGCUGCAGUGUAAGCAGAAAGUGCCGGAGACGGAGAGGCCUCAGGCCUUGGACAGCUACCCACGGCUGGGGGACUGGCUGCGCACCGUCAACCUGAGAACUGAGCUCAUAGAGUCGGUGCCGGUGAAGCUGUCCUUGGAUGCCUUGCUGCAGAUGCCAGGUUCUCACGUGCGGGAGACCAUGAGGAGACUGGGCUCCAGUUUAGAGGAGUGUUCCAGGCUCAGCGCUGCCCUCUCCUGCCUGAAGAGCGCCACUGAAUCAGAUGGAGAGCUAAGAGAGGAUGGGGGGCCCUGGUUCUCUGAGCCCACCCGGCGAGAAAGUGGCUCUCUGCUGCUGCCUCCCGACCAGCUGUUGGGAGGGAUGGGGGGUCCAAUGCGCCCCCACAGCCCCUCUCCUCUAGCUCGGCCCCCCACCACCCCAUCCACUCCCUCCACCCCCUGCUCCGCCUGUGCCCAUCCCCGGUCCUUCUCUGUGUCUACAAUGCCUGGUCCCGAUGCCCACGGGGCAUACGUUUACGCUGACACCCCCUUCACAGACCCCCUCUCUGCCGCCCGCCAGGGGCGACUCCACGGGCACACCUCCACCCCGCCCCUCACCCCGCCCUCCAAGAGACGCCACAGGCUGAAACCCCCCUGCACCCCACCGCCCCCCUCCCGCAAGGUGCUGCACCUUCUGCCCAACAUCACCCUGACCCGCAGCAAGAGCCACGAGUCCCAGCUGGGGAACCGCAUCGAGGAGCCGCCAACCAACAAGUGUGCAAAGAAGAAUAAGUUGUUCCUCAACGUUCAGAUCAAUGGGAAUGGCUGUGAGGACUCACCCUCCCGUUCCCCCCACCGGUCUGCCCGCACCCCUGGGGUUUCCACCCCCGCCCCCGCCCCCUACACCCUACCUGGUACCCCUACCCUGAUGGAGGAGCAUUCAUCCCACCUCAAGAAUAACAUAGGGUUGCACCGUGGCUCCCCACAGGCAGUGAGGAGAGACAUAGGCCUGGCCGUCACUCACAGAUUUUCCACCAAGUCGUGGCUGUCCCAGACAUGUCAGGUCUGUCAGAAGAACAUGAUGUUUGGUGUGAAGUGUAAACACUGCAGGUUAAAGUGCCAUAACAAGUGUACUAAAGAAGCUCCCUCCUGCAGAAUCUCUUUCCUGCCAAUCACCAAAAUACGGAGGACUGAGUCUGUGCCGUCUGACAUCAACAACCCUGUGGACCGGCCAUUAGAGACACCACAGUUUGGCACACUGCCAAAGGCCAUCACCAAAAAGUGAUCACCCCCUGCGCUGAACCAGUUGGACUCCAGUAGUAACCCAUCCUCCACCACCUCCUCCACACCCUCCUCCCCUGCCCCUUUCCAGAACCCUCCCAGUGCCACCCCGCCCCCCAACUCCUCGCCCAAGGUCCACCGGGACAACCGCUUCCACUUCCCGGCUGCCUGCUACUUUCAGCAUAGACAGCAGUUUAUCUUCCCUGAUGUGUCCAGUUCUUCUACGUUGCACUCUGAAGCCCUCCAUGACACAGUUGAGACUGAACCAGCAGAUGACAUACACUUUGAACUGGCCGAGGAUGAGGACGGAGAGGAGGAAGAGGAGGAGGUGGUUGAACCUGAGAUCGACCCAGACCCAGUAGUGGAGGAGGAAGAUGAGGAGGAAGAUGAUGAUGAGGAAGAUGAAGAUGGGGGUGGGAGUGAGAUGAAUGGGGGUUCGGAUGGUGAGUGUGAUGGUGAUGAGUUGGAUGACCUGCCCAACUCAAGGGGAGGUCGCUGGAAAGGCCCCAUCUCACGUAAGGCCAGCCAGACCAGUGUCUACUUGCAGGAGUGGGACAUCCCCUUCGAACAGCUGGACCUGGGAGAGCUCAUUGGGAAGGGCCGUUGGGGCAAGGUGCAUAAGGGCCGUUGGCAUGGGGAGGUGGCCAUCAGGCUGCUGGAGAUAGAUGGGAACAACCAGGACCACCUGAAGCUGUUUAAGAAGGAGGUGAUGAACUACAGACAGACCCGUCAUGAGAACGUGGUCCUCUUCAUGGGGGCCUGCAUGGCCCCGCCCCACCUCGCCAUCAUCACCAGUUUCUGUAAAGGGAGGACAUUAUACUCUGUCGUUCGAGACACCAAAAACACACUGGAUAUAAACAAGACGAGGCAAAUUGCUCAAGAAAUUGUAAAGGGAAUGGGCUAUCUGCAUGCCAAAGGCAUUGUCCACAAGGACUUGAAGUCGAAGAACGUCUUUCAUGACACCAAUAAAGUGAUUAUUACAGACUUUGGUCUGUUUGGAAUCUCUGGAGUGGUUCAGGAGGGGAGGCGAGACAAUGAGCUGAAGCUUCCACAUGGCUGGAUCUGUUACCUGGCGCCAGAGAUCGUACGCAGGAUGAGCCCUGGAAACAAUGAGGACCGCCUGCCAUUCUCCAACGCUGCAGACGUCUACGCCUUUGGCACCAUUUGGUACGAGCUCCAAGCCAGGGACUGGCCUAUCACCAACCAGCCUGUGGAGGCUACCAUCUGGCAGGUGGGGAGUGGUGAGGGCAUCAAGAAGGUCCUGGCAGAGAUCAGCCUGGGAAAGGAGGUCACGGAGAUCCUGUCUGCCUGCUGGGCCUAUGACCUGAGGGAGCGGCCCACCUUCACCCAGCUGGCUGACAUGCUGGAGAAGCUGCCCAAACUCAACCGGAGACUGUCCCACCCUGGACACUUCUGGAAGUCUGCAGAUUCACAGGUGUCAGCAUGCAAUGGGACCUUCCUCUCAUCAUCUCACUACCCACUGGAAAUGGAAUUAUGUUGGUUAUUUAUGACUGAAGGUAUGUGAUGAUGAAGUGAGUGCCCUGAUUAUUAAAAGGCAUAAGAGGGCGCCACAGAGAAGCAAGAGAUGCCUUCUAUCAGCCUGUGAGUGGUGUAGAGGUAGACCAUUCAAGUUGUUUAGUAGUCAUUUACAGUGCAAAAAUAAUAGAACAAGAGCCUGGCGCAAAAGUAUCCGCUAAUUUACUCCUUAAACAUGACCUUUUGUGCGUGCUUCUGUGUAUUAUGUUUGUGAUUGCUUGCCUCAGUUGGUGUGCCUGUAUUUGUGUUUGUGAGUGUAUGUGCGAGUGAGUGUGUUGUAUUGGAACAUGCAGGGUUGAUUUAGUGAAAGACUGCAGUAAAUGUUAUGUUGACGAUAUCAGUGCUAUCUAAGAUAGACAUGUAUACACAUUAUUUAAUGUACAGCUAAUUAACACCAUUGUAAUAUUUGUACAAACAUUUUAUAUGUACUAUACAUCAUUGCAUUUUUAAAUAGGUACUGCCCCCCUAUUACAGAUGUAUAUAUCUUUAUAUUUUUUAAUGUACAAAAUACUGUAAAAAUACUGUACAUUUUUUUUAAAAUGUUUUUUUUAUGUCAUGUAAAAAUUCAUAUUUUUGUAUUGCAUGUGGCUACCAUUCUGUAAACACAGUUUCUGUUUUCAUCCUUGAAAGAAAAUAAAAUGAAGCUUGUCAUGUGAAAAUGUAUGUUUGAGCUGAAUUUAAUAAAGUAUGCUAUGGACA